Messenger RNA from Penicillium subrubescens, 1864 nucleotides. Its product is annotated as nicotinamide/nicotinic acid mononucleotide adenylyltransferase. Gene Ontology annotation, biological process: NAD+ biosynthetic process. NCBI's taxonomy places the organism in Eukaryota, Fungi, Ascomycota, Eurotiomycetes, Eurotiales, Aspergillaceae. The transcript has 3 exons. The record is from RefSeq and is a predicted model, not a curated record. The coding region runs from base 343 to 1203 and encodes 286 amino acids. Gene Ontology annotation, molecular function: nicotinamide-nucleotide adenylyltransferase activity; nicotinate-nucleotide adenylyltransferase activity.
CUUUUGAGGCUCUCCGACCGGUGAGAAUCAUCUCCUACAAUCUUUGUCAAUACAAAGACUUCCUUUCACUGGAGAGGCCAACUUCCUCUUCCUCUUUUUCUCCGGUGCAUUCUCUUCCGCCUCCCGUUUGCCCCCGCGCAGGCCACCGCCGGGCGAGUUUUCUUUUCUUUGCCCCCCCUCUUCUCUCCAUUAAUCCUCCCCACUUCCCCAAGAAUCUCCCACCCCAAUAAGCCCUGACGCCCCUCUCCUCUAAAUAACCUACCUCGCUUCCUCCGACCGUUGACUCCGUAUCGCCGUUUUAUUUUCUCCCAUAUCUCUCUCCCUACAGACUGCCCUUCGACGAUGACCAUGACGACGGAAAUGGUCGGCGGGCAGAGUGACGAUGUGCAUCAGCAGCCUGCAUACAUCGCUCCGGCUCCGAUCGGCGACUACGUUUUCCCAGAACUGCGCUUGAAGGGCAAGAUGAAUGACCCGGAGAAGACACCGCUGUUGCUCGUGGCUUGUGGCUCCUUCUCGCCCAUUACAUAUUUGCAUCUGCGCAUGUUCGAAAUGGCGGCCGAUUACGUCAAGUUCAGCACGGACUUUGAACUCAUCGGCGGUUAUUUGUCGCCCGUCUCGGAUGCCUAUCGCAAGGCUGGUUUGGCUAGUGCGGAACAUCGUGUUGCGAUGUGUCAAUUGGCCGUCGAUCAAACUUCCGACUGGUUAAUGGUGGAUACGUGGGAGCCCAUUCAAAAGGAAUACCAGCCGACUGCCGUCGUGCUGGACCACUUUGAUCAUGAGAUCAACACUGUUCGGGGAGGUGUGGAGGCCGGAAAUGGAACCCGCAAGCCUGUGCGCAUUGCCCUGCUUGCCGGUGCCGAUCUGAUUCAUACCAUGUCCACCCCCGGUGUUUGGAGUCAACAGGAUCUGGACCACAUUUUGGGCAAAUAUGGCUCUUUUAUUGUGGAGCGAAGUGGAACCGAUAUCGACGAGGCUCUAGCGAGCUUGCAGCCAUGGAAGGAGAACAUCCACGUUAUCCAGCAGCUCAUUCAAAAUGACGUGAGCAGCACCAAGAUCCGACUCUUCCUGCGGCGUGAAAUGAGCGUUCGCUACCUGAUCCCCGUGCCCGUUAUCCAUUAUAUUGAGCAGCACCAUCUAUAUGAGGAUGAUGGCACCUCGAAUGAGAAGGGUAAGGAGAGGCACGAGACCGGCAAGUCAGGGUGAUGCAACUUAACCGACUUUAACUGUAUGGCCAUCACGAACGAAAGAAAACCCUCCACCAUGAGCGAAGCAUGACCCUGAUAUGAUACCCCGGUUUGUCUCCCCGAGUGCCUGCCGCUUGCGAUGUCUGCCGCCGUCGAGGUCUUCUGAAAUUCCAGUUUGCAGACCCUGCAGUAUCUGUGAGCGCUUUUUGAUUGGCCGCGUCAGAUACACUGCAUGGGAUCGCUUGCUCGACGAGUACCCCAGGACAUGGCGCGCAGCAUGAGAGUUGAGACGAAUAAUGAUUGUUCUUUGGAGUUUUUGGCGUUUCUCAUGUUAUCGGGCUGGAAUUUUGCGCUUUAAAUCUGUUUUAGUUGCAUGCAAUUCAGCUGGCACCUGAUGGGUGAUGGUUGCUAUCCUCGCAGCUUUAUUGCCUAUCUUUUUCCAGGCUGGAUAUACGCGCAGGUUUUACUGUGCAUUGUAAAUAGCUGCUUUCUUGUCCCAUUUCUGCGAUACACUUUUUGUACAUACGAGGGCGUCAUAGAUCGAUCCUCUCUGGCUUUAGAUCUCCGGAACCAAGGACGAGGAAUACCACGAUCAACACUAGUUAUACUACUGCCAGUUCUAGGCUAGGCUAGACCAGGAGAACAUUGUAAUAAUAAUCACUAACGUAGAUUCAAAGCAG